AUGGCCAUCCACAUUCACAUCAUCAUCCUCAUUCUCAUCAGAUGGGUAUUGGUAUUCAAUCAUCAAUGAUGGCUCAAACUAAUAAUGAUAUGAUCAACACUAAUGUUGGUGGUGGUGUGAUUGAUCAAUUUGAUCCACAAUCCGAACAAAUUCGACAACAACAACAAUCACAGAAACGAAAAUACGUUCGUCGUAAAACACCCGAAGAACGUAAACGUCGUGGUCCACGUACUAAAGAUUUGAAUGCACCUAGAAUGCCAUUAAAUGGUUAUGUUCGUUUUUUAAAUGCAAAUCGUGAACGAAUUAAACAAGAAAAUCCUGAUUUAACAUUUGCUGAAAUAACAAAAAAAUUGGCUGCCGAAUGGAGUUCAAUGAAUCAGGAGGAGAAAAAAUCCUAUCUAGAUGAAGCUGAACGUGCAAAAGAAGUAUAUUUAAAAGAAUUACAUGAAUAUCAAAGAUCAGAAUCAUAUCAAGAAUUUAUGGAACGUAAACAACGUGCUAAACAAUAUCAACAAAUGGAACAAACACAACAACAAUCAUCAACAAUGGAUCCUGGAUCAAUGAUAUCGAGUCCAUCAUCAUCAUCAAGUCAACAACAUUAUCCACAACAACCACCACAACAAUCGAAUCUUUAUCAACAACAACAAUAUAAUGCACAUCAUCAGCAUCAAUCAUCAUCACAAUAUAUUAAUCAGCAACAAUAUGCACCAAAUCCUUAUGGUCCACCAACAAAUUAUAAUCAAACAACGACAACAACAUCUAAAUAUCCAUCGUCAUCAUCAACAACAACAACAACGAUGAAUGGACCACCACCACCACAAAUGCAUUCCACAUCGUCUGGGGGUGGACAUUUAUCACAUUUGAAUCAAAAUCCUUUACAAUAUGAUCAAACACAUCAUCAUCCACAACAACAACAGCAGCAGCUAUGGAAUCGUAAUACAGCCGGUCCAUUUAAUUCAACAUCAAAUUCAUUGGCAUCGAUAUUGGAAUCAAAAUCAUCAAGACAAUCUAUAAUUGAUAUACCAAUAUAUACGGAAGAAUUUCUUGAACAUAAUAAAAUGCGUGAACAAGAGCUAAGAAAUUUUCGUUCAUUUACAACCGAAUAUGAAGAAAGAAAUGCUAUAUCAGCAAAACAUAUUGAAAAUAUGCGUGAAAUAACCGAACGACUUGAAUCAGAAGUAGAAAAAGAUGGUCAUUCUAAUGAAAGAUUACAUCAAAUACUUGAUUGUCUUAAAGAGAAUAUAGUUGACCAUAUUGGUAAUGAAAUACCGGACGGUUUACCAGUGGAAUUGGUUGAUAAUUUAAUCAAUACUACAGAUGAUGAUAAUAGUGGUGCUGCUAUUACUACCACUAUACAACCAGUACAAGAAUAUGAAUAUGGACCAGUUACCCAGGAUAAUUUAGAUAAAUUUAUUGAUACAUUGAAUUGUGUUGGAAAUAAAAUGGAACAGCAGCAACAUUAUAAUAAUCAACAUCAGCAGCAGCAGCAACAACAACAACAACAAUUACCUGAACAACAGCAAACAUUUUUAACAUCAAUGCGUACAGCCAUUGCUUCAUUGGAUGAGAUUGUAAUUUAAUUUUCGAACCACCACCAACAACAACAACAAUAAUUGUGAAAAUGAUUCGAGCCAAUAAUUUAUAUCGAUAUUUUUACUGAUUUAGUGGAGAAUUAUAGUUUUUUAUUUAUCGCAAUUCUUUUUCAAAAAAAAACAAAUGUCUCAAGAAGAAACUUAUCAUCA
Molecule: messenger RNA, 1742 nt
Organism: Dermatophagoides farinae (American house dust mite)
Lineage: Eukaryota; Metazoa; Arthropoda; Arachnida; Sarcoptiformes; Pyroglyphidae
Source: RefSeq, a predicted model, not a curated record